This is a messenger RNA of Rhizopus microsporus ATCC 52813, 5355 nucleotides long. Its product is annotated as ARM repeat-containing protein. Gene Ontology annotation, cellular component: nucleus; cytoplasm. Gene Ontology annotation, biological process: proteasome assembly. The record is from RefSeq and is a predicted model, not a curated record. Lineage: Eukaryota; Fungi; Mucoromycota; Mucoromycetes; Mucorales; Rhizopodaceae. The transcript has 11 exons. Bases 1 to 5355 code for a protein of 1784 amino acids. Gene Ontology annotation, molecular function: molecular adaptor activity.
AUGAGCAACGAGUUACAAUUAUUAGAAAACGUCGAACUAAAGUUAGCACUAUCAACAACGGAUGCACAACUCGAAAAGAAUAUUCAGUUAUUUCUUCCUCCUGUCUUGUUAAAAUUAGCAAGCACAGAUGCAGCUGUCAAACAAAAAGUCAUGACCAUUCUUUCUCAUGUGAACAAGAGAGUAAAGACGAAUAACAACAUCAAGUUACCGUUUGAUGCACUUCUGGCACAAUUCACAAACAGCCAAGUAUCAACAUUUGUCAAGAACUUUACCUUGAUCUAUCUGGAAAUGAGUGCUAGUCGGCAAAGUCCCGAGGAAAUUGUCAAUCGAUUACCAGAGUUACUGCGAGGAAUCAGUCAACGACCAGUUCAACAAAGAAUACAGCUACUUCAUGUUAUCUUGCCUAUUCUUAGAAAAUGGAAUAUGGAUCCUGCGGAACAAACGAUGGCGAGAGAACAACAGUUUCAAUUUAAUACAAGUGAUGUUUCAGUCAUUUUAGGGUUCUUUUUGGAUGUGAUGUUGUAUCAGCCCUUGACGGCAAGAGAUCUUCAGGAAGGAAACCUGAAGCAACCGGGAUUAAGUAAGCAGGCGAUAGAGGAUGUGACAAAUAAGGGUAAAGUGGAAUGGACCAUGACCAAGUUGAAGGAUGCAAAACUGGGGAUCAUCCAUUUUGUGUUGACGCCCAUCUUCACCGACAGCGAGAGGUUGCCAUUGUUGAUUGCUGGUGCCUGUGAUUCAAAUCAACAAGUAUCCUCUACAUGUGAAGAUGGUAUGCGUAAAUGGAUAGGCAGCGUAGAUUAUGAGGAUAAAAAGACGAUUCAGACGCUUUAUAGGCUAUAUCUAGGCACAAAGGACGAGAAGGAUCCGAGACUGCAGGCAUCGACGCCCAUCAAGAUUCGUGUGCUUCAAUAUCUGACAAAAUCUGUUGCGGCUGCCAACAUGAACACACACAUGAUACAGGUCGUCUUUGAUGGCAUCUAUGGUGAAACGACUACACUCAAACUUCAAAGAUUUGCAUUUUCAUUUCUUCAAUGGUGUGCUCGAGUGAGCACGGAAGCAAAUCUGAGCCCGGUUGCGCCUAUCAUCGUAUCUGGUCUACUAAAAUUUAUAAAUCAAAAUGAAGAACUCAAGGGUCACGAUGGCGAGAGUAUUAGAGGAAGUGCCUAUGUGGCAUGUGUCCCACAAGUUGCUUUAUCCGACAACCAAAUACUAUCAUUAUUCUUUAAUAAAUUAGAACAAGAGGAACGAAACGUUAGGAGCUAUGUGCAGGAUGCACUAUCCUCUAUGAUUGAGAUCUAUGUAGAUAUUUCCGAAACAGUGCCUAUCUACAAGGAUUUACAAAACAUCUUGUUAGAAGCUGUGCAAAAGAACAAUGCAUAUUCUCGGUAUAUGGCCUUAAAGUAUGCAAAUGCCAUCUACCCAUUUUCUUCUGUAUUUGCUCGAUAUAUCUGUCUUUUGGGAUUCUCCAAUUCAGUGACAAAACUAGAAGUAAAAGAGGAAUGUUCAAGAGGAUUAACGCCAUUUGUUCGAAGCAAGGUCACGGGCAUUGCGGAGUCAGUCGAUGUCGUGCCUCCAACCGAACUUCCCAAGUUUUCAGAACUGAUAGAAUACGUCUAUGCUCAGAGGCCCAGCCAGGACUAUGUACUGAUGUCCAAGUCGCCUACUAUCAGAGGCUAUCCAACAGAAGUAUUUUCUGAAAUGCUCGGUUUUAUUCGCAUGAUUUGUGUGCUCGAAUCUAAUCCGACAACGAUCGUCAUUGAUAACUAUGUAUCUGACAAGGUGGAUAAUAGCAUGUCGGAAGAUCCUACGGUGAUGAACAACUUCAAGACAAGUAUUAACGAGAUGUGGUCUAAUGAAAGGCAAACUAUCGAACACUGGCUUGAGCUUAUCCAAGCUGGUCUCAGCCCUGAUCUAAGAGACCCUGUUUUGCUGGCAAACUCUGCCAAGUGUCUACUCGAGAUUAUCUCUCUUGGUCCUUCAUCGCUAUCGACUGCGUUCAAUGACCGCCUUGGCUUCUUCAAAUCAUUGUGCCUAUCAGAAAAGCUAGAGGUCAGAGCGCUCACGUCUCAUAUCUUUGGUAUCAUAGUCAGCAAUGCCUCUAUCACCGAUAUUGAAACGAUUUUGAAUGAACUAUACGGUCUGGUAGAGAACGAGGCUCAAAAAGAUCAAGCGCUCGCUCAUCGUCACGGUGCAGUUCUUGCCAUUGGGUACACCAUUGGUCGCUGUCAGUAUCGUCGGCGAGAACUUCCUAGCGAUCUUGUUCGAAAGUCGGUGACAAGCCUUGCCAGCUUACUUCAGGGCACACCUGGAUCAACUUUUUCAAUGCUUGCAAAUGCAGCCUGUCAAGCGCUUACAGAGAUUGGCCGAACUCUCAAACUGAACCAGGACGUAGUUGACAGACUGAUUCAUUUAGUCAAGUCCAGCAAGGAUGCAAAGGUGCAGGAACGAUCUGUGCUCGCUUUGGGUCAUUUGGCGGUCCCGAUGAAAGGACAUCCGUCAGUUGUUGAUUCAAUCAUAAACUGUCUCUUGUCGACGGCGGAUUCUAAGCAGGUAGAGAUUGCCUUUGCGACAGGUGAGGCGUUGUCUAUACUUGCCUUUGGAUGGAAAUCACAAGCGAUGCAAAAAUACAAGGAUGUCAGCGACAUGCCUAUCCUGGACGCUUUUGAACCUUUAGACUAUGAUCUGCAGGACACAAUAGACAAGAUCAUUCGGUCGUAUGUAGCCAGUGAUAGAUCUUGGUACAGAAAGGCGGCAUGUAUCUGGUUACUCUCGAUUUUAAAGUUUGGUAAAGAUCAAAACCUCGUCACAGCAAACUUACAAGUUAUCCAUGCCUCCUUUUCCCGUCUGCUCUCUGAUCGAGACGAAUUCACACAGGAAUGUGCAUCAAAGGGCCUUGGUCUUGUCUAUGAAUACGGUGACAGUAAACUAAAGGAGGACAUGCUCUACUCACUUGUCGGCGCGUUUACCGAAGGGCGAAGGAUUCAGGCACAAUCCGUCACAGACAAUACUGUGCUGUUUGAAGAAGGCGCUUUGGGAGAAACACCUGAUGGAAACUCAAUCACGACUUACAAGGAGCUAUGCUCUCUUGCAUCCGAAAUGAACCAACCUGAUCUUAUUUACAAAUUUAUGAAUCUGGCCAACCAUAAUGCCAUGUGGACCUCUCGAAAGGGUGCAGCCUUUGGUUUUCAAAACCUGAUGGCCCUUGCCGAAAAGGAAAUGGAACCCUAUCUUCCUCGACUGAUCCCAAAGCUGUACAGAUACCAAUUUGAUCCAAACCCUCGUGUGAAUCAGACAAUGAAGUCUAUCUGGCGCUCCGUGGUCAAGGAUAACCAAAAGACAAUCGAUGCUUACUUUAAUCAAAUUAUGGAAGACCUCUUGGCUGGUUUGGGCAACCAUCAGUGGAGAGUGCGUGAGGCAUCAUGUAGCGCGUUGAAUGAUCUUGUUCAAGGACGUAAACUAGGACAGAUUGAGCCAUUCCUCGAGCAGCUGUGGCAAAUGUCGUUCCGUGCUUUGGACGAUAUUAAAGAUUCAGUGCGUCAAGCGGCCACACAAACUUGUAAAACACUUACCAAGCUGACGGUUCAUUACUGUGAUCCAACAACGGUCGCUGUGUCGGAUGGUGAGAAAGUCAUGGGCAUUGUCAUGCCCUUUUUGCUUCAUAAAGGUAUUGUCUCUGAUGCAGAAGAUAUUCAAAAAUUCAGUUUGGAUGCUGUUCUCCGCGUAUGUAAGACAGGCGCAGUGCUCUUGAAGAGGUACAUUCCUGAUAUCAUUGACACGUUACUUCAAUCCCUCUCUUCGCUUGAACCUCAAGCAAUGAACUAUUUGAGCUUUCAUGUUGAAAAAUACAAUAUCUCUCAAGAACAACUUGAUAAUGCUCGAUUAAGUGGAGCAAAGAACUCGCCAAUGAUGGAAGGUAUUGAACAUUGUAUACAUCAGAUUGAUGAACAAGUUAUGGAGGAGUUGACUCCUCGUAUAUUGCAUAUCGUCAGAAAAGGCACAGGUUUACCAACCAAGGCUGGAUGUGCUCGUUUCAUCGUGACUCUCGUAAUGAACCGCAGAACAACGUUUACACCCUACGCCGAUCAGUAUCUUAAAGCACUGAGUGGCACCAUCCGUUCAAAGAAUCCUGUGAUUCGUAAAUCUUAUGCAACAGCAAUUGGAUACGUAUGCCAAGUUGCUACUUAUGACCGAUUGAUUUCAAUCGUGAAGCAUCUCAAGAAACUUUACAUUGAAGAUGAAGAUGAAGAUGCAAAGGCAGGAAGUGCUGUAACUGUUGUCGAAAUGACUCGUUUUGCUACUGAUCGUGUCAACUCGAUUGCCUCUAAUGUUGUUCCACUCGUUUUCUUUGGAGAGCAUGAUCCUGAAGAGGAUUUUAAUAAGCUUUGGAAAGCAGCAUGGGAAAACUUGACGUCUGGUACGCGUAGUAUGGUCUCGCUCUAUGCUAAUGAAAUUCUUGAUUUCACUCAGCCAUUGCUAUCCUCAUCCUCAUGGAAGAUCAAGCAAACAGCAGCACUUACCAUUGCUGAUAUGUGCAAGACUUCUGAAAGUGAUGUUCGAUCCUACGCAGAGAAGCUUUUGCCAGUCAUGAUAUCAACCUUGGCUACACGAUCAUGGGCAGGAAAAGAGUAUGUGUUGGAUGCCUUUGCUCAACUAUGUAUCUCCAUCAAAGACGGUUUGUGCACAGGAAAUGCUUUCCCUCCCUUGUCAGAAAUUGCCAUCAUCUUUGUAAGGGAAGCUAAAAGAAGAAACCGUACAUACCAACGACACGCCUUGGUAUCCUUAACCAAGUUCAUGGACACAUUUGGUGAGCACAUCAGCAUGUUUGAUAUGGUGAACGAGUUCCUGACAGAGCUGUGUCAAAUGGAUGAAACUGAGGCGGUAGAAGAUGAGGACAGUGAUAAUGCUAAACCACUCAUUCUCAUGAUCAAGGCGAAUGCUUUCCGAUCCAUUGUCUCUGCGUAUCGACCUAAGGCAUUUGCUGUACAAGAAAAGGAAGCUGCUCCGCUAUGCGACAUGUUAACAGGCUGUCUGAGUGGAAACAUUUGGAAUGUACAAUUAUCUAUCUUGCAGAGUUUAAAGACAUUUGUAAAACAUUGCACAGAUUCAAGCUUAAGAGAUACGCAUAUACGUCAAAAGGUCUUAAAAGCAUGUUUUGAUUCUUUGGAAGAUAAAAAGUAUUCUGCUAUUCGUACAGCUGGUGUAGAGCUACUAGAGCAGUUAUCAGAAUGUACCACAUUUGAAGGAGACAUGAAGACGGAAUUGGUUGAAAAUAUUCACACCGCUAUCCAGAAUGAACCCGUUGCUUUCAUUCGCGAAACCUUACAAAAGGUGAAUUUGAGUAUUCAAAACAAAUAG